This is a messenger RNA of Zootoca vivipara (common lizard), 2111 nucleotides long. It is a transcript of the gene BMX, whose product is annotated as BMX non-receptor tyrosine kinase. Gene Ontology annotation, biological process: protein phosphorylation; intracellular signal transduction. Gene Ontology annotation, molecular function: protein binding; ATP binding; protein tyrosine kinase activity. NCBI's taxonomy places the organism in Eukaryota, Metazoa, Chordata, Lepidosauria, Squamata, Lacertidae. The record is from RefSeq and is a predicted model, not a curated record.
UUUUAGUGACCGUAAAAUGGAAACUAUGGAAAACAGAAUCAUUUUAGAAGAGUUGCUGAUGAAGAAGUCUCAGCAAAAGAAAAAAAUAUCUCCAAAUAAUUACAAAGAACGACUCUUUGUUCUUACGAAAACAAGCCUUUCCUACUAUGAAUAUGACAAAGAGAAAAAAGGAACCAGAAAAGGGUCAAUUGACAUUAAGAAAAUUCGAUGUGCGGAGGAAGUGCAUCUAGAUGAAGCAGCCCCUCCGGAAAGGCAGUAUCCCUUCCAGAUUGUGUACAAAGGUGGCCUUCUGUAUGUUUUCUCUGCAAACGAAGAGAGCCGGAGCCGAUGGCUGGAAGCUUUGCAUAAAGAGAUUCUGGGCAAUACAGAUUUACUAAACAAGUACCACAGCAGAUUCUAUUCCAAUGGGAAGUUCCUGUGCUGCAAUCAAACCUGCAAAGCGGCUCCCGGAUGCAUAAUCUGGGGAAAGUAUUACAGUCUUCACAGUGCAAGCAGUGCAGUGAAACCGCUUCCACCGGUACCAGGAGCACAGAACGACGAGUACGACCAUCAACCUCCAGGUCAAACAUUCGACAAGUCAUUUCUGAAAGAAGCAGUAGCUAUUUAUAAUUAUGAGCCAAAAGGAAACUCUGAUGUUCCUCUUGUGAAAAACAAUAAAUAUUAUGUUAUGGAUGAUGAGGCUCCUGAUUGGUGGCUAGUGAAGGAUUUGGACGGAAAUGAGGGCUUUGCACCCCGUGCCUAUUUGAAGGAGGUAUCCCAGGCCACUGAAAAACCGGGAAGAAGCGUCGAUAAAGCUAAAGCGUCAUCAACUGAAGAGGAGGAAAGCAUUGCUAAUAAUGAUUGGUAUGCUGGUAGACUCUCAAGGGCCCAGGCAGAACAACUCCUGCAGCAGAAGGGGAAGGAUGGGGCUUUCAUGGUUCGUAAUUCCAGCCAUGCGGGGAAAUAUACCGUAUCUGUACUCAGCAUGACUUUCAGAGAUAAAAAAGGUAUCGUUAAACACUACCAUGUCAAUGUAAACAACAAAAAACAGUUUUACCUGGCUGAGAAUUACUGUUUUGAUUCAGUUCCUGAACUUAUUCAUUAUCAUCAGCACAAUUCAGCAGGUAUAGUUACAAGACUUCGACAUGCAGUGUCCACGAAGGCAAACAAAGUUCCAUCCACAGCACCUUUGGGAAAAGGCUCCUGGGAGCUAAAGCGUGAAGAUAUUGUCUUGCUGAAGGAAAUAGGGAGUGGUCAGUUUGGAGUGGUGCAGGUGGGAAAAUGGAAAAGAAAAUACAACGUUGCUGUUAAAAUGAUCAAGGAAGGAUCAAUGUCUGAAGAUGAAUUCUUGGAAGAAGCUGAAACCAUGAUGAAACUGAACCACCCCAAACUUGUUAAAUUGUAUGGUGUUUGCACAAAGAUCUAUCCCAUCUACAUAGUAGCUGAAUACAUGGCUAAUGGCUGCUUGCUUAGUUACUUAAAAGCCCAUGGCAAAGAGCUACAUCCCUUUCAACUGGUGGAGAUGUGCUAUCAUGUUUGUGAAGCAAUGGCUUUCCUUGAAAAACAUCAGUUCAUACACCGAGAUUUGGCUGCUAGAAAUUGCCUGGUUGAUACUGAUCUUACAGUGAAGGUGUCCGACUUUGGAAUGACCAGAUAUGUGCUUGAUGACCAGUAUGUGAGUUCUUUAGGAACUAAAUUUCCCGUGAAGUGGUCAGCACCAGAGGUUUUUCAUUAUACCAAGUUCAGCAGCAAAUCAGACGUGUGGGCCUUUGGAAUUUUAAUGUGGGAGGUGUUCACUCUGGGGAAACAACCCUAUGAGCAGUAUGACAAUAUGCAAGUGAUCGAAAAGAUUUGCCUUGGCUAUCGGCUUUAUCGCCCUCAGUUGGCUUCCCAGGCAAUCUAUCAAAUAAUGUACAGCUGCUGGAAUGAGCUGCCUGAAAAACGUCCCACAUUUUGCCAUCUGCUUUCUCUCAUUGAACCACACAGAGAAGAAGACAAGCACUGAAGAAUUGUCCAGCCUUUUCUUUUGUGAGCCCUUGCGCUAAUGCCAUCUCUAAAAUCUGGUUUGGAAACUCUUACCCCAAUGAUUUAUUAAACCAGUGAAACGGCUAAAAGAUGAAUAAAAGAAAUGA